This is a messenger RNA of Protopolystoma xenopodis, 273 nucleotides long. The record is from the annotation of a GenBank genome assembly. Lineage: Eukaryota; Metazoa; Platyhelminthes; Monogenea; Polystomatidea; Polystomatidae.
GGCCAGUCUAGCCGGAGGCAGAUCUACCCAUUCGCCUCGGCCCAGUCGACUCCGCGAGGCUCGGCCGAGGGUCGCGAGAUCAAGUCCGAGCCGGCAGAGACGACAGUCCUCCUGCCGGCGGCCACAGCGACCGGUCUCUGUCGACCUGAGAUGCGGAAACCACCCGGUCCAAGCGACACCAACAGCCUCUCGGCCGCCCCUUCAUUCGUCAGCCUCGGCCAGCUGUCAACGGACCUUCCUCUUCUUUACCCUCAUCUUGUCGAGAUUGUUUAG